AUGACAGGUGUGGACAGUCCAUUCAACAUGACAGGUGAGGACAGUCCAUCCAACAUGACAGGUGUGGACAGUCCAUCUAACAUGACAGGUGAGGACAGUCCACCAAACAUGACAAGUGAGGACAGUCCACCAAACAUGACAGGUGAGGACAGUCCAUCAAACAUGACAGGUGAGGACAGUCCAUCAAACAUGACAGGUGAGGACAGUCCACCAAACAUGACUGGUGAGGACAGUCCAUCAAACAUGACAUGUGAGGACAGUCCACCAAACAUGACAGGUGAGGACAGUCCACCAAACAUGACAAGUGAGGACAGUCCACCAAACAUGACAGGUGAGGACAGUCCAUCAAACAUGACAUGUGAGGACAGUCCACCAAACAUGACAGGUGAGGACAGUCCACCAAACAUGACAGGUGAGGACAGUCCACCAAACAUGACAGGUGAGGACAGUCCACCUAACAUGACAGGUGUGGCCAGUCCACCAAACAUGACAGGAGUGGACAGUGCACUGAACAUGACAGGUGUGGACAGUCCACCAAACAUGACAGGUGAGGACAGUCCAUCAAACAUGACAGGUGUGGCCAGUCCACCAAACAUGACAGGUGUGGACAGUGCACUAAACAAGACAGGUGUGGACAGUACAUCAAACAUAACAGAUGAGGAAAGUCCACCAAACAUGACAGGUGAGGACAGUCCACCAAACAUGACAGGUGAGGACAGUCCAUCAAACAUGACAGGUGAGGACAGUCCAUCAAACAUGACAGGUGAGGACAGUCCACCAAACAUGACUGGUGAGGACAGUCCAUCAAACAUGACAUGUGAGGACAGUCCACCAAACAUGACAGGUGAGGACAGUCCACCAAACAUGACACGUGAGGACAGUCCACCAAACAUGACAGGUGAGGACAGUCCAUCAAACAUGACAUGUGAGGACAGUCCACCAAACAUGACAGGUGAGGACAGUCCACCAAACAUGACAAGUGAGGACAGUCCACCAAACAUGACAGGUGAGGACAGUCCACCUAACAUGACAGGUGUGGCCAGUCCACCAAACAUGACAGGAGUGGACAGUGCACUGAACAUGACAGGUGUGGACAGUCCACCAAACAUGACAGGUGAGGACAGUCCAUCAAACAUGACAGGUGUGGCCAGUCCACCAAACAUGACAGGUGUGGACAGUGCACUAAACAAGACAGGUGUGGACAGUACAUCAAACAUAACAGAUGAGGAAAGUCCACCAAACAUGACAGGUGAGGACAGUCCACCAAACAUGACAGGUGAGGACAGUCCAUCAAACAUGACAGGUGAGGACAGUGCACUAAACAUUAGUGGUGUAUGCAGCCCAGCAGGGAGACCGAAUUGA
Procambarus clarkii (red swamp crayfish) is the source of this 1362-nucleotide messenger RNA. Its product is annotated as collagen alpha-1(XXIII) chain-like. NCBI's taxonomy places the organism in Eukaryota, Metazoa, Arthropoda, Malacostraca, Decapoda, Cambaridae. The record is from RefSeq and is a predicted model, not a curated record. Gene Ontology annotation, molecular function: nucleic acid binding.